GUACAGUUCUGGAAAGGAGCAGAAUGGCAACGCUAAAGAUCGCGCUGUUAGUUUUGGCUGUAGCUGCGGUCACAGCAACUGCACUGCCUUCCAUUAAGCAGCAUAAGUCCAAGCAGAAAAUGAAUAUGGAAGAGGAAAUGCGUGAACAGGUGAUGCAUCCAAACAUGCCACCAACCUCACGGUCCAAAAGCAACGAAGAAGCGACAAAUGAAUAUUGGCUUGACAAUGGCAUUGAUUUUGUGGAAGAAAAAUUGGCCACAGCUGAUAAGCCACAAACUGGGGUAGCUAAGAAUAUCAUAUUUUUACUGGGUGAUGGCAUGUCACUGACCACCAUAGCAGCAACGCGUAUCUACGAAGGUGGUGAAGAACUUAGUUUAGCUUUCGAAGAGUUUCCACAUACUGGUUUGGCCAGAACUUAUGCCAUUGAUCGUUUGGUGCCUGACUCUGCCUGCACUGCCACUGCUUAUCUGUGCGGCGUUAAAGCAAUGUACGGCACAAUUGGUGUGAAUGGACAUGUCGAACGCGGUGAUUGUGUUGCCACGAAUAAUGAAGAGCACUAUGUUGAUUCUAUAGCCAAAUGGGCGUUACAGCAAGGAAAAUCUGUAGGCUUAGUAACAAACACAAGAGUUACACACGCUUCCCCGGCUGGGCUAUACGCUCACACCAGUGAACGUGACUGGGAAAACGAUAAGGCAGUGAAAGAUGACUGCGGCAAAAACUCUGGUAUUAAAGAUAUAGCACUCCAGCUAAUGACUGGCGAUGUGGGCAGUCAAUUGCAAGUUAUUUUGGGCGGUGGCAAAGCACAAUUCAUUGAUAAGAGCUUCUAUGAAAAUGGCAAAAGACGCGAUGGACGCAACUUAAUUGAAGAAUAUUUAAGCGAACAGGGUAAUGUGUAUGUGGAAACGUUGAGGGAAUUGGAUGCAAUAGAUGCAACCAGCACUAAACGCUUGUUAGGCUUGUUCAAUGAUGGUCAUAUGGAUUAUAAUCUGGAAGCUGACAGAGACCAGCCUACACUUGAAGAAAUGACAGCCAAAGCUAUUGAAGUGUUGGAACAAAAUCCUAAAGGUUACUUUUUGUUUGUGGAAGGUGGAAAAAUUGAUAAAGCACAUCAUGCCAACAAGGCAAAAUUAGCUUUAGAUGAAACAGCUGAGUUCAGUAAAGCGGUAGCUACUGCACAUGAAUCAACAAACGAAAAAGAUACAUUAAUUGUGGUGAGUGCUGAUCACUCACAUACCAUGUCGGUCGCUGGUUAUGCGCCACGCAGUGAUGAUAUAUUUGGUGUUGGUGCUAUAGCAGAAGAUGAGUUGCCGUAUUUAGUAUUAAGUUACGCUAAUGGGCCCAGCUACAAGAAAUUCUUCGAUACAAAGAAAAAUGUACGACUCGAUCCUUCGACAGUGUUGAGUGGCGAUAUUGAUGAUGUUUUCCCCGCUACGGCGCCAAUGGAUUCUGAAACACAUGGCGGUGAGGAUGUGCCUGUAUACGCAACAGGCCCUUGGUCACAUUUAUUCAGUGGUGUCUAUGAGCAGAGCACCAUUCCACACCUAAUGGCUUACGCCGGUUGCCUUGGGCAUGGGCAAAAAGCAUGUGAUAAAUAAUGUAACAAAAGUGUUAGAGCAAAGUAUGCUCCUUUUUUCAUAAAACAAAAGCGCUUUAAUCUUAUUUGAUAUUCUUAGUUUAAUUCUUAGUUUAAAUUUUCAUUGUUAGUGAUAUAC
This is a messenger RNA of Teleopsis dalmanni, 1712 nucleotides long. RefSeq names its product membrane-bound alkaline phosphatase-like. The record is from RefSeq and is a predicted model, not a curated record. Gene Ontology annotation, molecular function: alkaline phosphatase activity. Gene Ontology annotation, biological process: dephosphorylation. The transcript has 2 exons. Lineage: Eukaryota; Metazoa; Arthropoda; Insecta; Diptera; Diopsidae. Bases 24 to 1595 code for a protein of 523 amino acids.